Molecule: messenger RNA, 6004 nt
Organism: Python bivittatus (Burmese python)
Lineage: Eukaryota; Metazoa; Chordata; Lepidosauria; Squamata; Pythonidae
Gene: TLL1
Product: tolloid like 1
Biological process (GO): proteolysis
Molecular function (GO): zinc ion binding; calcium ion binding; metalloendopeptidase activity
Source: RefSeq, a predicted model, not a curated record
CGCGGCACCCUCCCGAUUCAUUUGCAUGGGGGGAAGCCCCAGCUCCGGGUCCGACCCCCCAGGAGAAGAGAAGCCUCUCGGUGCGGACGAGAAAUUCGCUCCCCGUUCUCCCCACUGCAGGGCGGCCAGCCGUGAGUCCCCGCUUCUCUCCAGCCCCCUCCGCCACACGUACGCUCAGCCGCUCCUGGCACCCGGCGCCUCGCCUCCCUCCCUCUCCCAUCUCUUCGCUGAGGAGCAUGAAAAUGUUCUGCUGGAGGAUGGCUCUGUGGCUGGCUGGGGUGGCCCUCUGGAACAAACUCUCCCGCUGCCGCUGUUCCGGCUUGGAUUUCGACUACGUUUACGAUUUCAGCGAGGAGGAUCAGGCUGAAGCCAUAGAUUACAAGGAUCCUUGCAAAGCCGCUGUCUUUUGGGGAGAUAUUGCCUUAGAUGUUGAAGACUUAAAAAUCUUUCAGAUUGACAGGACAAUUGAUCUUACACAACAUUCAGAGGAAAGAAAUGGACAUAAUACUGGUGGCUUUGAAGAACGUGAGGUGUCCAAAAAAAGCAGUGCUCUCUAUCAGCUUAUAGACAGGAUAAGAAGAAUUGAGUCAGGUUUUGAACAAAAUAAUAAAACAAAGGGAAGAACAGCUCUAACAUUCUCAGGGAGCUAUGAGAGAAAAAGAUUUUCCCGAGCAGCUACAUCGCGCACAGAAAGAAUAUGGCCAGGAGGUGUUAUUCCAUAUGUCAUAGGAGGAAAUUUCACUGGCAGCCAGCGAGCAAUGUUCAAGCAGGCAAUGCGACACUGGGAAAAAUAUACCUGUGUUACAUUCAUUGAGCGAAGUGAUGAAGAAAGUUACAUUGUGUUUACAUACAGGCCUUGCGGAUGCUGCUCUUAUGUAGGCCGAAGGGGCAAUGGUCCUCAAGCAAUCUCUAUUGGCAAGAAUUGUGAUAAAUUUGGAAUUGUUGUGCAUGAGUUGGGACACGUAAUAGGAUUUUGGCAUGAACACACAAGACCAGACAGAGAUGAUCACGUCACCAUCAUCAGAGAGAACAUUCAGCCAGGUCAGGAGUACAACUUUUUGAAGAUGGAGCCUGGAGAAGUGAAUUCUCUGGGAGAACCAUAUGAUUUUGAUAGCAUUAUGCACUAUGCCAGGAACACCUUCUCAAGGGGUAUGUUUCUAGAUACCAUACUUCCUUCCCGAGAUGAUAAUGGGAUCCGACCAGCCAUUGGUCAGCGCACACGAUUAAGUAAAGGAGAUAUUGCACAAGCUAGAAAGCUGUACAGAUGUCCAGCAUGUGGUGAAACACUGCAAGAGUCCACAGGCAAUUUUUCCUCUCCAGGUUUUCCAAACGGUUACCCUUCAUACACACAUUGUAUAUGGAGAAUUUCAGUGACUCCUGGAGAGAAGAUUGUUUUAAACUUUACAACAAUGGACCUCUAUAAGAGCAGCCUCUGCUGGUAUGACUACAUUGAAGUAAGAGAUGGCUACUGGAGAAAAUCACCUCUGCUUGGCAGAUUCUGCGGAGAUAAACUCUCAAACAUCCUCUCAUCUAAUGAUAGCAGAAUGUGGAUUGAGUUCCGUAGCAGCAGCAACUGGGUAGGAAAAGGUUUUGCAGCCAUUUAUGAAGCAAUUUGUGGAGGUGAGAUACAUAAAAAUGAAGGCCAGAUCCAGUCUCCUAAUUAUCCUGAUGACUACAGACCAAUGAAAGAAUGUGUAUGGAAAAUAACAGUGUCAGAGAAUUACAAUGUCGGAUUAACCUUUCAGGCAUUUGAGAUUGAGAGACAUGAUAAUUGUGCCUAUGAUUAUUUAGAAGUCCGAGAUGGAAUGAGUGAAAGCAGCCCUUUGAUUGGCCAUUUUUGUGGCUAUGAUAAACCUGAAGAUAUAAGAUCUACCUCAAAUACCUUGUGGAUGAAGUUCGUUUCUGAUGGAACAGUCAAUAAAGCAGGAUUUGCUGCUAAUUUUUUUAAAGAGGAAGAUGAAUGUGCCAAACUGGACAAUGGUGGAUGUGAACAACGAUGUGUGAAUACUCUGGGCAGUUAUCAGUGUGCUUGUGAUCCAGGUUAUGAGCUUGGGCCUGAUAAGAAGAGUUGCGAAGCUGCCUGUGGGGGACUUCUGACAAAGCUUAAUGGGACCCUAACAACACCAGGGUGGCCCAAAGAAUAUCCUCCUAAUAAAAACUGCGUGUGGCAACUUGUUGCUCCCACCCAAUAUAGAAUCUCAGUGAAGUUUGAGUUCUUUGAACUGGAAGGGAAUGAAGUGUGCAAAUAUGAUUAUGUGGAAAUCCGUAGCGGCCUUUCUACUGAUUCCAAACCACAUGGCAAAUUUUGUGGUACAGAAGUGCCUGAAGUUAUCACAUCCCAGUAUAACAGCAUGAGAAUUGAGUUCAGAUCAGACAACACAGUUUCAAAAAAAGGUUUCAAAGCUCACUUCUUCUCAGAUAAAGAUGAAUGUUCAAAGGACAAUGGUGGCUGCCAGCAUGAAUGCAUUAACACUUUUGGAAGCUACGUAUGCCAAUGUCGCAAUGGAUUUGUGCUUCAUGAAAACAAACAUGACUGCAAGGAAGCUGAAUGUGAACAGAAAAUCCACAGCCCAAAUGGAAUUAUCACAAGCCCUAACUGGCCUGACAAGUACCCAAGCAGAAAGGAAUGCACGUGGGAAAUAAGUGCCACACCUGGUCACAGAGUCAAAAUAGUUUUUAUUGAGUUUGAAAUUGAACAACAUCAGGAAUGUGCUUAUGACCAUCUGGAGGUGUUUGAUGGAGAAAAUGAAAAAUUUCCAAUUCUAGGGCGUUUAUGUGGAAAUAAGAUACCAGAUCCUCUUAUUGCCACAGGAAAUAAAAUGUUCCUUCGAUUUGUCUCUGAUGCAUCAGUUCAAAGAAAAGGCUUCCAAGCAACCCAUUCAACAGAGUGUGGUGGUCGCCUGAGAGCUGAAAGCAAGACAAGAGAUCUUUACUCUCAUGCUCAGUUUGGUGAUAAUAAUUACCCAGUUCAAACAGACUGUGAAUGGUUACUGGUGUCAGACUAUGGCUAUCAAAUAGAGUUAACUUUUCAGACUUUCGAAGUGGAAGAAGAAGCAGAUUGUGGCUAUGACUAUUUAGAAGUCUUUGAUGGUCAUGAUACAUUUGCUCUGAGGAUUGGCCGGUUUUGUGGAUCAGGGCCCCCGGAAGAAAUUUAUUCAGCAGGUGAUUCUAUUUUACUCCAUUUUCAUACAGAUGAUACAAUUAACAAAAAAGGCUUUCAUAUACGAUACAAAAGCAUAAAAUAUCAAGAUAAUGUUCACACCCCAAAAUAACACAAGGCUCCUUUAGCUAUCAAAUGAGACAGAGAAUGACUGUUUUGAAGAGGUGGGGGGGGUUCUUUAAAAAAAAUACAGACAAUAUUAGUAAAAAGCAAAGAUUUUUAGCCCAUGAGUUCAAACAGAAGGAAAACUGAAACAUCUCACUGUUAAAUGUACUCCUCUUCUGUGGAGGAACAGACAUUAUGGUGACGACAUAUGGUCUCCAUUCAUGGUUGUCUUUGCAAAGCUGGUGAAAAGACAUUGCAUGCUUCCAAGGAGACUGUAAGAGCUUUGUUCACAGCUUGACAAAUGUCAUGGUUGUUUCCAUCUUCAAUAACAGGAAAAGAUCCUGCUGACUGUAACUUUUUGACAAGUGACUUGAAUCCAGGAGAGGAGAAAAGCUCACCUUCUACAGGUCAUGCACUUGAAAUGUUGUCUUUGUAUUUUUCUUAUUCUAAAUGCAUUGAUGGCAUAUCCAAGAUCUAAAAUGUACAAAGAAAAGUCAGGAGAAGAGAAAUCUGAAUUUUUCCAUCACUUCACAUAUUAUUAUAAAAACUGGAAAACUGUAUCUGCAAAAUCAUUAAAUCUGUGGACGGUUCUGGUUACAAUAACAUAAUAGAAUGGAUUAUUUUACAUUCAUGGUAACUAUGAAUACAUUCAGACUUUGGAUAUUGUCAGUGACUGAGUAUAUUAAGUGUAUUACUGCUGAAGUACUGUAGUAUGCUGAGCUCUCACAUUAGACUAAGAACCAAAUCAGAACUGGUCUUUUGGCAGACCUUUUCCCAGUGAGCAACAGAAGGAAUCAGGACCAGAAUAAGCCAAAACAUCAAUCAUGAAUUUCAUUUCAGUAGUAAAAAUGAACUGUUAAUCUGUAUUUCCUUGGAAAUGUUUGUGAAUGAACUAAUUAUUUUAUUAUUAUUUUAAACCAAUAACAAUGAAAAAAGAGUGGUUUCCAAAAACCUAGGUUUCCCAAGCAUUUUUUUUUUUUCCUUUUGUGGUGGCAAAGACUAUUUCUAUGGUGCUAUUCCAUGAACUUUAAAAGAAAUCCCCAUAUCCCAAGAUACUAGAUUUUUGAGCCAAUAAACUGCUGAUCAUUAUGCCUUGUUGCAUAUUAAGAGGGACAACUUCUAGGCAUGAGAAAAGGAUUAUUUCAGCGGCAGCACAAACUCUGUGAAACAAACUACAAUUGCCUUAGAAUAUUUGUACAUGAUCAUACAGAUCUUCUUGUAGAUAUAUAUCUGAUUUGAUAAAGUUGAUGACAACUUGAACAUUUUAAAUGUGUGUUCACAAAAAUGAUCCUUAAGCAAAUUGCCAUGCACAGAGCAAGAUCAUCAGUUGUAAAUACAGCACAGCAGACUUGUUACCAAUGUAGAAUAUGUUACUUUUAGAAGUUUUAUUCUAUGUGCUUUAGGCCAUACGUGGAUUUAGUCACAAUGUAUAUGCAUCAUGUAAGUUAGUACGAAUGAGUAAGAGUGAGAAGUGUUGUGUAUGUAUGGACAGGUAAAUUGUAUUUCAUGUGCCAAGUUCUACCACAAUCUCAAUUGAGUGUAGCAACUUCUUUAAAUAGGACUGUAAUAAAGAAUCAAGAGCUAAUGAAAUGUUUAUGUUCCAUUAAAAGAACUAUUUUGAUAUCAUUUGAUGUUGGUUGCUAUUUCGUUUAGUUUUUGUUUCCUUACCAGGAUAAAUACACUGGCAUUAAUAUUUUUUUUAAAAAACAAUAAUAAAACUAAACUAAGCAUGUGUAGGUCUCAUUGCUUCUAUUUAACAGCUGUUUCAUUUAUCAAAAGACAACAAACUUACACAGUCUUUAGAACACUUUGUUUAGGAGAUGGCUGACAAGUGUUAACUUCAUCACAAACUGCUGAAAUAUGGGCACAUUUGUAUAAUCCACAUAACCAAAAACUAGACAAACACACUUUAAUUUAGUGCAUUGUUCAAACCCAGGGUGUAUGAUUAAUUUAUGAUUCACUGUAUCCCUUAAAAUGUGUUAUAUUAAUUGUAUUACUCAGAAAAUGGAGUAAACCAUGGUUAAACCAACCAUGUGCAAGCAUGUUAUGCAAACAUAGCCAAUGUUUUCUCUUACGAAUAGCAGAUUAUUGAAGCUUGAAGAGGCAAUAGUCAAGCUGAGCUUUACUGCAUAUUAUAGUGAGUACAGAAUAGCAGAGGAUGUAUGUUGGGACAAGAGCAACUUGCUACGCUCUUGUAGUAAUGCAAAUUACACAGCUCUGUAUGUCUUUGUUAUGUGGUCAAACCCAUGAUGUUCUUGACACACACAGGUGUGUGGUGUAUGCACACACACACAGAGCACUGAAGCAGAAGCAAGUUAGGAAAGAAUAACUGAACAUACAAAAGAAAAAUCCAUGAAAACCGAAUAGAAGAAUUUUGUUUAUAUCUUUUGCUUCAACAAACUUCUUAAACAUUUGGCAGAGUUCUACUGAGAUCAGAAUUAUAUUGGCUGAUUUGGAUAUACAAUUUUGAUAUGGGAAAUCCAGGCUGUGCGUUCAAAUAGAUGUCUUCCAAAGUCAAACAUAUGUUAGCAAUAAUUUUAUAGUUCUGAAUGUAGGAUAUUUGUAUCAUGAUUUGGGUCAGUUUAUUUAAUGAGUUUACAUUAGGUUUGCCAUGGCAGUGGUUUUCUUGAGAGUGUUUCCUCUACCAAGAAUUCUGUAUUGUAAGGUUUUGUGUUACUGCUAAAAAGCUUGAAAAAAUUGUUGAGAAAUGUAUUAAUGCAUUAUUACCCGAACUGAAUA